Messenger RNA from Cucurbitaria berberidis CBS 394.84, 2344 nucleotides. Its product is annotated as oligopeptide transporter. Lineage: Eukaryota; Fungi; Ascomycota; Dothideomycetes; Pleosporales; Cucurbitariaceae. The record is from RefSeq and is a predicted model, not a curated record. Gene Ontology annotation, molecular function: oligopeptide transmembrane transporter activity. The transcript is spliced from 6 exons. Gene Ontology annotation, cellular component: fungal-type vacuole membrane. Bases 257 to 2344 code for a protein of 695 amino acids.
UAACACCGAAGAUUUCGAUCGCCACGUUGAGUCUUCCACUCAAAGGUACCCCAGAAGGUGAGUACCAUCAUCUAUCGUGGCAGCGAUCGACGGGCUCAAAUAUCAAUUGGAAGUACCUUGAUUAACAACAGGCAGGGGUGAGAGCAUCGAGUAUGAGAAUUUCUACGACAGGCCUGCGCAUGCUUCCACGAAAGGCGAAAAGGAACUCGACCCCGAGCGCACUCAGUUUGAUAGCGAGUACCAUGACGACUACGCCAUGGACCCUUUCAAGCCCUUCGACAACCUGCCCGAGGAGAGCUCGAAGUUAUUGACCUUCCGGGCCCUCUUUGUCGGUCUCUGCUGCGGCGCUCUCGUCAAUGCUUCCAAUGUCUACCUUGGACUUAGGACCGGGUGGACCUUCACAGCCAACCUCUUCGGUGCCAUUGCCGGCUUCGCUAUCCUCAAAUCGUUCAGCACAUUCCUUCCAGAGACGUCGUUCCUCGGUGGUAGCUUCGGUCCGCGGGAGAACAACAUCUGUCAAACUACUGCCAUGGCUAGCAGUGGUUUGACGCACGUGUUCAUCUCCGCUUUUCCCGCGAUGUACCAGCUGAAGUUGCUCGGUGAAUCGCCUCAGCAAGACUACCUGAAGAUCGUAGCUUUGACUGCGGUAUCAGGAUACUUUGGCUACUUCUUUGCUAUACCGAUGCGCAGGUUCUUCAUCGUGUACGUUGCACGCGAACUCCAAUCGGUCUUCCCUACCGCUUCUGCCACGGCCAUGACCAUUCGGUUCAUGCACCUAGCCACCACGGGUGAGGCGAUUGCUAAGAUGAAGAUGACGGCCCUUUCCAUUGCCUUUGGGGCUGCUCUGAUUCUCCGUGUCGUCUCACAGUACGCAUUAGGUAUCCUAUACGAUUGGCACGUCUUCACCUGGAUCUACAUUUGGGGCAAUUACAACAACGGUGCCCUUGCGGUAGAAAACUGGGGUUGGUACAUUGAAUGGACUCCCGCUUUUAUCGGUUCCGGCAUGCUUGUCGGCCUAAAUGUAUCCGCCUCAUUCUUGGCUGGUUCAAUCAUCGCCUGGGGGAUCAUUGGACCUGCCCUGGUACACAACAAUAUGGCCUGGGGCAUCGACUUGGGCAAAGGAGAUCCAAAGUGGGAAGGACAUAUGACGUUUACAUCUCUCGGGUUGGCGGCCUGCAAUAAGGACCACCCCUCGCCUCGCUACUGGAUCCUGUGGCCCGGCGUCCUUCUCUUGAUCGCCGUCUCCUUCACCGAGCUGGCCCUCCAAUGGCGUAUACUGUACUUCGCCGGCAAAGCGCUUUGCCGCGGCCUGGCAACGGGCGUGUAUACUCUUGGCCGUGCAAUGGGGAAAGAGCUCAACGCCUUUCAGCACUUCGGUUCUCAAUCUGAUGAGGACUAUGUGGAAGACUCUGCUACAGACGAUGAGCAGGUCAAGAUGUGGAUGUGGCUCCCUGGCCUUGUCCUGUCUAUCAUCUGCAUCUGCAUUGUCCUGAAGGUCGAGUUCGAUAUGCCAGUAGGAGUGUCCCUGUUGUCGCUCAUACUCACAACCUUUUUCUCCUUCGUUUGUACACAGUGCACGGGCGUCACCGAUAUUACACCUCUCACUGCCGCUACCAAGGCCUCGCAACUCAUCCUAGGUGGUGCUACCAGGAGUGAAGGCUGGGAGAUUGCAAAGGCACAAAGGUUGAAUUUAAUCGGAGGCGCCAUGUGUAGCAUCGGUGCCAGUGAGACCGCCCACUUGACCAGCGACUUCCGCAUAGGUUUCUUACUCCGUACACCUCCCAAGCUGCAGUGGUUCGCUCAGGGUCUUGGAACUCUCGCCGCGGUAUUCCUCGCUCCUACAAUGUUUUCGCUCUUUGCAAAGGCAUAUCCGUGUAUCACCGACAUUCAUGCUGACACUUGCGCCUUCACUGUGCCUUCCGUGUCCGCAUGGCGCGCGACCGCAAUCGCCAUUACAGAUCCCACUUUGCCCAUUCCGACGUCUUCCGGUAUCUUCGCAAUCAUCUUCGCCAUCCUCGGCUCUUUGAUGGUCCUUGUCCGGCACUAUCUGUGGGUCGGUAAUUGGGCGUUCAUGAAGAAGUACCAUCCGAACUUCAUGUGCAUCGGCCUUGCCUUUGUACUUCCGCAGACGCAGUUCGGUCUUGCUAUGACGAUUGGUGCUACCAUUACAGCAAUCUGGCGGAAGAGGAAUCCCGAGAACUUUGAUAUUUAUGGGUAUGCGAUUGCGUCUGGGCUGAUUGCUGGAGAGGGCAUUGGUGGAGUUAUCAAUGCCAUCUUCCAGGUAGCUGGGAUCGGGGGCGAUAAGUAUGGUUCGAAUGCUGGGUGCCCAAUGUCUUGUAAGUAG